Rhipicephalus sanguineus (brown dog tick) is the source of this 1126-nucleotide messenger RNA. Its product is annotated as protein Wnt-6-like. Gene Ontology annotation, cellular component: extracellular region. Gene Ontology annotation, molecular function: frizzled binding; cytokine activity. Gene Ontology annotation, biological process: cell fate commitment; multicellular organism development; neuron differentiation. NCBI's taxonomy places the organism in Eukaryota, Metazoa, Arthropoda, Arachnida, Ixodida, Ixodidae. The record is from RefSeq and is a predicted model, not a curated record.
GAUGCGGUGGCAGCUCAUCAUGGAGCCAGCGCGCGUGUGCAAGAAGAAGCGAUUGCUGCGCGGCCGCAAGGCGCGCAUUUGCCGCAAGGAGCCCAAGGUGGUGCGCGAGAUCGCGCGCGGCGUCGACCUGGGAAUCCGAGAGUGCCAGAACCAGUUCCGCUUCCACCGAUGGAACUGCUCCACGCUUCGGUCGUCCAUGAAGAAAGUGCUCAUGAAAGACACUCGCGAGGCGGCGUUCGUGGACGCCAUCGUGGCGGCGGGCGUGGUGUACGCGCUGACAGAGGCGUGCGCCCAGGGUCGCCUGCUCGAUUGCCAAUGCAGGCGGCGGCACAACGCCGCAAACCACCUGCAGGGGCGCACAGGCUGCGACCACUUCGUCGACUUCGGAUAUCACAAGUCGCGCGACUUCAUGAACCGGAAGCGCGUCGGUGACCUGCGCGCCACCAUCCUGUCGCACAACUACGAAGCCGGACGACAGGCCGUGCGACUGCACCUGGAGCGCGUGUGCCGCUGCCACGGCAUGUCCGGCACCUGCUCGCUGAAGACGUGCUGGCGCAAGCUGCCCACCUUUAGCAAGGUGGGGCUGCGGCUCAAGCAGCGCUUCCAGGGCGCAGUGCGCGUCACCGCCGGCAACUCGGGCAAGGGCUUCGUGCCGGAGACGGUGCGACCGCCGGGACGCGAGGACAUCGUCUUCUCCGAGGAGUCGCCUGACUACUGCGAGGCCGACCGGCGCACCGGAUCCCUGGGCACGAGGGGACGUCUCUGCAAGCUGGGCUCGCAGGGUCCCGACGACUGCCGGACCCUGUGCUGCGGUCGCAAGGUGCGCAGCCGGCAGACGGUGGUGAGCGUGGCGUGCAACUGUACCUUCCAGUACUGCUGCAACGUCACGUGCCAGACGUGCCUCGAGACUCUGCACGAGACGACGUGUCUAUAGGAGGCGUGCUUCUUCGGCAACGCGGCUGUUUGUGGACCACCAAAGACUGCUCUUCUGGAAGCGUGCCGUUGUGCUGUGCCAUCGCCUUAGCUUAGCUUUACUCUGAACGCUGCGAGGAACUAGUGUUUGGCUUAGUGAGAGAGAGAGAGAGAAAAAGAGACGAGUGGUGAGACUGCGAGCCUUACUCGAUUG